Messenger RNA from Penicillium brasilianum, 2712 nucleotides. NCBI's taxonomy places the organism in Eukaryota, Fungi, Ascomycota, Eurotiomycetes, Eurotiales, Aspergillaceae. The record is from the annotation of a GenBank genome assembly.
AUGUUUUCCUCAACCAGUACCCGCGAUCGACUGCGACGGUCCAUGUCCACUCGUUCCAUGAGAAGAGCUCGUCCAUCUCGAAAGCCAAAGCAAGUCGAUCCGGAAAUCGCCAAAGCCCAAGCAAAGGCAGCUGCGGCACGAGCGAUGCGCUUGAGCACCUCUUCCAGUGAACCCAAGGCUUAUGAUCGAUUGGGGGGCCCAGCGCAGGUGGCAAUUCCCAAGCGACGGCCAGGAUCAGGUCUCCGGUAUACAGAAGAUGGUGCUUCCGUAUGUUCUGCAUCCAUAGUACCUCCAGUUACUCCCCGUCAAUCCAUGGAGAAAAACGGCCUUCACCGAGAGCAUACGCUUGAAGCCGCUGCUGCACUACCGCCAAUCACCGAGCUUCGAGGACUAGAUGGGCGCGAUAGCUCGGUGCCUUCAUCUUACCGCCGGCUACGCAAGGCCAAGUCCAUGUUCUCAACCCGAACUCGGUCUUCUCAAGUACCCUUUGGGCCUCCUGCAAUUUCGCCUCGACAUGCCUUUGAAUUAGAGCGAAGCCCAGAAAUCGAGCUACCUCGGACCCUACGGCCAUCCGUCUCCUUCAUUCGGGGCCGUCAUCAAAGCAACCGAGCGAUCCGACACGCCAAAAGCCACGAUGUGGCUAUUCAGCUCGCUCGCAAUCAGUUUGCGGAAGAAGCUGGAAGCCCGGGGAUACAGAUCAGACGCUCCUCGUUCUUCAACCGGCGCAGAAGAGAUCACAAGCCGUUUCGCAAAACAUUCCGAGUUACGAGUGAUACUAGACCUAUUCCAGGCUCAAAAGCAGAGCCCACUUCUCGAUGGGCCUCCCGUCAUAGAUCCCGAACCUUCUCCUCGUCGAUCAAAAAUGGCUUCCGUCGCGUAUUUGGAAUUUCCAGACCUGCUGAGCAGCAGGGUUCCGAGUUCAGCCUCGAGGAAGAUGUGAUUCCAACGGCGACACCAGAGACCACGAUGGAAACUCACCCUGCUGAGCGUAUGGUGGGUGGUUACUUUGAUAUGGACCAGAUUGUGACGUCCAGUCCCCUGCCGGUUGAAUCUCCCGGGGGCGAAAGUCUCUGUACAUCCAAAUCCCGCGUGACUAGUUGGGCAGAUUCGUCCGUUGCAAAUACUGUGAUGACUCGAAAGACCCGUCAUCGCCAGUCGCUCUCUUUGAUUGAAGAGCACGGAGAUCCGAACAAGCAAUUGCCUCAAGUACCUGCUGAUCGCACCCGUCACCAGCCUCCCCUGUGCGAGAGUAAUUUCGGCGAAUUGGACGAGGGAUCCAGUCCUGGAGUCUUCAAUAAUUGGGCUGAUAGCAAUGACUUAUACUCAGCUUUAAUGCAGCAAAUUAGACGACAGGUUGUGCACACACCCGAUGAAGACAUCGUCUUUGGUACGGUUCCUGAAUAUCGUGCGAUUCCAGAGCGCACUUCUUCGGUAUAUUCACAGCGCAGCAAACGCACCAUUCGGCAUAUUCCGAGUGAAGAAUCAUCAACCGCUGGAUCAUUUGCGACUGCACGUGUUGGUGUCUCAAAAUCUCCCCAGAGGCGCCAACCAGGUCCCCGCGUACACCCUCCCGACAAGAUUUCUCGGCGCAUGUCUAAUCAAGAGAUCCAUCCGCGACUCGAGACGUUCUCGGGAGGAGAUUCCCCGUGUUCAAUGUGCGUUAUUGGUCAAGGACCCGACGAGGAAACUGGAAGCAUUGUCAUUGCUCGCUUCGAGCCAUUGAGCCCAGGGACCGAGUCCCCCAGCGUCUACUCGCGAACAACUGGUGGCAAUACCCCCACAAAGGGCUCCAGUGGUUGCAUGGCCAAUUUGAUUGAUGACGAGACAGGGACUGCCACCAUAUUUGCUUCUCAGCGAACUGCAUAUAGCUCGCCGACUCGAUCUAACGGCUCAGCUACACUAGGCAGCCCUGUGCAGCACAGCGCGGACUGGCAAAAGUGGAUGAGCUCCCAGAUUGAAAGGAUCGAAAAGGCAAGCCCAGGCAGACAGCAUAUUCGAGAGAAUGCCCAGUUCGACGGCGAUGAAGAUGAGAUCUUUAUGGGAAUGCUCAAGCGGGCUCCGGCGCCAAUCCCAGAAACGGCUGGCGAGCCUUACCUACCAGAGGGAGAGAGAUGCAGCGAUUCCUUGCCACAAGCGGAACCCAAGCCUCUGGCUCAGAACAAUUUUUCCAGGCCAUUCAGUCGAGCCUCCAGCGUACGGGCCAUUUUGUCGUCGCAAAAUAUACAGCCUCUUGAGCCAAUGCAAACCCUACCAAAUCCCUCGGGUACCGAGGAUAUGUCUCAGCCUUCUAUUUCCGAUGCUCCGCCUGUCCGCGAUCCCAGUAAGCAGAUGCCGUCGCCAGUUCGCAUCCGAUCAUCGAACAUGCUCGCGCCUCCAAAGUCUCCGACACCUCGCAGGGCUGGACUCGACUUACAGAAGCGAAUGUGGACCCAGGAACAAUACCGGCGGUAUUCGGCUCGACGCCCAGUUGCAAAUGGCAAGUCCAAUUCAUUCCGAUCGAUGCGGAGCUACCGCGAUUCGCGUGGGAUGAACAAUGAAAACUCCCGACAACAGGAUGAGCAUGAAGACAUGAUGGACGAUUAUCACAAACUCCAGGACAUUCAUUCGACUAUUUCCACCAAGCGUAUGGUGGAUAUGUUCUUGGACAGUCGACGCAAGCAGAUGGCAAGGGACCCAUCUGGGAGCACCACUGUGGGCGAGGCGUUUAUUUGA